Bursaphelenchus okinawaensis is the source of this 1622-nucleotide messenger RNA. Lineage: Eukaryota; Metazoa; Nematoda; Chromadorea; Rhabditida; Aphelenchoididae. The record is from the annotation of a GenBank genome assembly.
AUGGUCUGUAAUAUCUUAUAAAGUUGCAUUCCUUAUACCUAUUUCCAACCUUUUUCUUUCUUAAAUUAUGACUUUUAUUUAUAUUAGUUUAAAUAUUUCAAAAAUUGUUUUGUGCAUAAAUGUAGAGUAGUUUAUUUGGUGUUAUUUCUUAUUACUUUAAGUUUGCAAUGUUUUAGAAGUUCCAAGAAGGUUGUAUUAAACGCAAAGCAAAUGAAGGUCGGCUUCGUUGGCUGGAAUCGGAUUCGAAUGAUUCUGACGAGGACACCAAUUCCAAGAACGACGUACUAUCUGAAUCCAAAGAGAAAGAAGACGCUUCAGAAGGACCAAGUGCUUCCAUUGAACCGCUUAAGUUCUCAUUACCUACUGGAUUGCAGCCAGAUGAACCCAAUGUGGAAGCAUCGUCACCUUCCAGCCAGAAGUCGAAGAAAAAGAAGAAGAAGGUAAGCUUUGCAGGUUUGGAGGUAUGCCUGUCUUUGCUUCGAAAUCUAUAGUUUCUAGUUUUACAAACAUUCUUUUAGUCCAAGAAACAGAAGCGCGGCAAGUCUCGGUCUAAAUCAUCAUCACCUCCUACCCAAUCCUCAGCGACCUCAACUUCACUUUUACAAUCCGGUCGGUUUAGGUUGAUAUAGUUUUGGCUAGAGUUGUUCUUUUAAAAACAAUCUUAAAGGGAGCAUUUUACUUAAGAUGUUGUUGUAGGUUCUCAAAUCUCAUUUGUUGGUGCAUUUUUGCCAUUGAACUCAAACGACAUCAGUUAUGUAGCUAUUAACAACGUUCAAAAAUUCACUUUUACUUUUGACGGUAGGUUAGUGUUUUGAAUCUGAUGUUGUUGUAUUAUUACACGGUCAAACGCGUUAAUUUACCUAAUUUGACUGUAUAAUAAUUUUUUAGUUGUUGUAUACUAUUUUAAACUUGUUUCAUAAAAAUACUUUCACAAUUUCGGUAUUUUUUAUUCUAAAAAAUCAAUCGCGGCGCAACGAAAUGCCAAAAAAUAAAAUUUAUUUUUUAUUGGGGCAGGGUGGCGCGCAGCGAUAUGCCGGAAGCAAUCACUGUUUUGAUUUGAGGUCAAUUUCGAGAUCGUGGCCAAGGUUCUGCGACUUUUUUCGGGGUUCAACUUCAUGUUGUUCAUGAAUUUUUUCAAGAUAAGGGUCUUUUUACGUAAAAAUAAGCUUCUUUUGGGAUUUUACAUAAUUUCAGUCAUUUUUUGUACUUUUAGCGUUCUUUUUAUUGUAAUUUGUAUCGGAAAUUCUUUUUCGUGUUUGAAUUUAGUUAUAACUGAACUGUUUCAGGAGUAACAAGAUGGCCAAGAAUGUGAAACUGGCAGAGCAACCAGCUGCAAUCCAGAAUCAAGGAAUUGGACAGGAGGAGUUUGAACAAAUGGACUGUAUGUUCGAUAAGCAGCACAAAUACGAACAGGUUUACGAAAAGCUGAUGAAGUUAGGUCUGUUUUUAAAACUUUUUUAUUGGUUUUUAGGUUUUCUCGAGGAAAAUUUUUAUUAUUUUUGGCAUCCAAACGAAAACGUUUUAUUAUCGUUUAGAAAGUUUAGAACUUUGAACUUUUUAAAGUGUAAAUUCUAAAAUUUAUGUAUUUUGUUACCUAAAUUUUAUUGUUUUUAGAUGUAUAG